Molecule: messenger RNA, 1635 nt
Organism: Selaginella moellendorffii
Lineage: Eukaryota; Viridiplantae; Streptophyta; Lycopodiopsida; Selaginellales; Selaginellaceae
Product: probable LRR receptor-like serine/threonine-protein kinase At1g34110
Exons: 1
Coding region: 1-1635 (544 amino acids)
Molecular function (GO): protein binding
Source: RefSeq, a predicted model, not a curated record
AUGUCUGACAACCUUCUAUAUGGCCCAUUACCUGGCUCUUUUGCUGGUCUUCGUAGGCUAAAGUGGUUGGGACUAUCGCGAAACUAUUUUCUCAAUGGAUCGAUUCCUUCGGAUGUUAUGGUGGGCAUGCCAUCUCUAACGCACCUAGAGCUCCAUUACAACAACUUUACAGGAAACAUUCCCAUGUUUAAUGCGUCUUCUCCUGUUGUACUACUUCGCUUGGACGUUAACAGCCUGACAGGAAGCAUUCCGCAUUCAAUCACAGAGAUCAAGGCUCUCCAGCAAUUGCACCUCAACAAAAACUAUCUAGAUGGAAGCAUUCCAAAAGGCAUUAGCCAGCUGGAUCGUCUUGAGAUACUUGACUUGAGUGACAACUAUCUCAGAAAUGAAGUUCCUCCACUCGACAAAUGCACCAAUCUUGGCUAUCUCGACCUCCACGGAAACUUGAUACGGAGCAAAAUGCCAACGUUUGGUGCAUGCACUAACCUUGUUUACUUGGAUCUCUCAACGAACGAGUUCCAGGGAGAGAUUAGCUCAAGGCUAGGGAAUUGCUCCCAGCUCAAGGUUGUCAACUUUGCGCAGAACAAUUUCACGGGUGAGGUGCUGCUUGACUUGAGUAACUUGACAAGCUUGGUCUUCUUUGUCAUUUCCAACAACACGUUGAGCGGCACAAUUCCAGCAAAAAGCUUGAAUUCCACUUAUCUCAGAGUCAUGGACUAUAGUAGGAACCAUUUCACAGGCGAGAUCCCUCAAGAAACUUGCAGCUGGUCAGGAAUUAUGAUAUUGUCUUUUGCAUACAACAAGCUGUUUGGCCAGAUUCCAGAUUGCACCACCAAUCUCAUUUGGCUCCAAAUUCUAGAUCUGUCAAACAAUAAACUCACAGGGCAGCUGCCACGCGCGCUUUGGAAGUUUCAAGGUUUCAAGGGCAACACGAGUGGGGAUUUGAAUCUUGGCAUUUACACAGGGGUAGAGUUGAGCCUGGUCAUCAUAGUCAACGACGCAAGGAUACAGUUUGAUCGGACAACGAUCGUUGUUGCAAACAACAUGACUUCAUUGGACAUCUCAAGCAACUCUCUCGAGGGUGUCAUCCCAGAAGAAAUUGGGCAACUGGUUGGACUAAUGCAUCUUAACCUCUCGCACAACCAGUUCACCGGUGCCAUACCUCUCAACCUUUCCAGCUUGAAAAAGCUUCAGUCGCUUGACUUAUCCUGGAACAUGCUCCAAGGCAGGAUCCCAAACGAGUUUGGGGAGUUGCCUUUGUCAGCCUUUAAUGUUUCAUUCAACAACUUAAGCGGAUUGGUCCCAACUGCAUACAAUUUAAACACUCGGUUUCCACUUGCAUUCCAAGGCAAUAAGAACCUUUGUGGGUUUCCAUUGUCUCCUUGUGGCUAUGCAACAAAGGAUCAAGAGCACCCUGCAAGUCACAAAAGUUGGGAGAAGGACUUCCUCUUCCGUGAGGCUUCAGUGUGGGCAUUUGGCUGCGGUGUGUUUAUUGGCUUUUGGGUCACAUUUUUAGGCAUCACGUUCUGGGACAGCCUUCAAAGUUGGAGGUAUAAGCUUCGGGCAAAGGAACAUGAGGACGCAUCUAUUGGCCUCAGCAUACCUUCAUUUCUUCCUCGUCUUGGCAGUUCUUAA